This is a messenger RNA of Oryzias melastigma (Indian medaka), 3206 nucleotides long. RefSeq names its product zinc finger, MYND-type containing 19 (gene zmynd19). The transcript is spliced from 6 exons. Lineage: Eukaryota; Metazoa; Chordata; Actinopteri; Beloniformes; Adrianichthyidae. The coding region runs from base 249 to 932 and encodes 227 amino acids. The record is from RefSeq and is a predicted model, not a curated record.
UCACUACUGACUAGUUCCUCUCCCCGGUCCCGCCCCCCUCACAGCAGCUCGCUCGGCUCUCCUGCGCCAGCGGUGGUGGUGUGUCACCGAGGCAGGGCUGCGGCCGGAUAGACCCGGACACAGGUCAAUUACCGCUCGCUCAGUCUCAAAGUGGCAUCGCUGAGGAGCUUCCUCGGCGAGCUUUCCAUCCCGGUUCCGAUUAAGUUGGAUCCCCUUCCUCCCGGUGUCACUGCAAGCCCGUCCUCCUCAUGUCGGAUUUCAAGCUCGGGAUCGUACGGCUCGGCCGUGUGGCCGGGAAGACAAAAUACACUCUAAUUGAUGAGCAGGACAUACCACUGGUGGAAAACUAUGCCUUUGAGGCACGUAUGGAGGUAGAUGCUGAUGGGAAUGGUGCUAAGAUUUUUGCUUAUGCUUUUGAUAUUGGCAAAGGACGGUGGGCAGGCAGACCGCUGCACGAGCUGCUAUGGGAGAAGCACAGAGGAGGCAUUGCUCCUAGUUUCCAAGUCAUCCACAUUAAUUCUGUGACGGUGGACAACCGACUAGACAACCUACGGCUGGUGCCAGUGGGGUGGAGCCCCAAGCCCGAAGAGAUUUCAAGCAAGCAGAGAGAGCAGUCUCUGUACUGGCUGGCCAUCCAGCAGGUCCCUGCAGACCCUGUGGAGGAGCAGUAUCUGGAGCUGAGUCGCACACGCUACUACAAUGCUAACGGGGAGCUGGUGGAGGAGGAGGAGUGCUCCUGUACUUAUUACGAGUGCCAUUACCCUCCUUGUUCACUCAUCGAGAGGAGGCUGCGGGAGUUCAACAUCUGCGGGCGCUGCCAGGUGGCUCGCUACUGUGGCUCCCAGUGCCAGCAGAGAGACUGGCCCGCCCACAAGAAGCAAUGCCGCGAGCGUAAGCGAGUGCUGGCCCUGGAGUCGGAGCCUGAACGAUGAUCUGCUCUCAUCCUCCGCAGAGGGAGAACAGAGGGACUGGGUUUCACUUGCAGGGUGGGAGUGGGGAGAAAGUGGAGAGUCGCGGAACGUUGCUUACAAGAGACUAAUGACAGAGGACAAUGUGGACUCGACAGUUCAGGGGGUAAGAAGAUGGCAGACGAAAGGAGGAGAAUAAAGCAAAGACAUCUGCCACUUCCCAAAAACCUUUCCCCUGGAAAGGUUUUUUUUUUUGUUUCUUUUGGGGCUUUAUUGUUCUUGAGGAGGGAGAACCUCAAGCUCAACCUGCUGCUAUGUUUUUUUUUGUUUGUUUUUUUUCUUCAAAAGAGGAGAAGCUGUCCCAUUCACAAACUGGACCAGCUUCUUUGGACCACACUCAAACAGACCGUUGUCGUCGUCAUCCACUUGUAUUCUUCCACCCAGCCACUGGGUGCCACAACGUCUGCAUUAACAGCAGGUGGAGGGGAAGGGGGGCCCUUGGGGCCACAGUAUCCGUUGCUCAGCUGGUACAAUGGGACAUGGACCUUUUCACUGUAUCGUGCCCCUCUCUGAUCCCUCACAGCUGCUGCGUUCAUGGUCAUCAACACCAUCGCCGCCUCCCGCUCUUAUCUUAUUCCCAGCCGGUUAUAACACAGACCAGAUAGAUGUCACGGAGAAAGUCGCACUACCAGUAUUGAAGGAGUGUUUAUGGAUGUAUGCAUAUGUGCUGCCAGUGUGCUGUAAACGUGGAAGUUAACACAUGCUUCCACGUUUGAUUAGUGCUUCUUAAAGGGGCCAUAAAUACUCAGAUUUUAAAGUCAUUUAAUCAGAAAUUGUUCAUUCAAUGAGAUUUUUUCACUGUUUCAAAGUAGUUGCCAAAUAAAGGCUUAAUUUUGUAUUUGAUUUUCUAAAUUUAAAGUUUUCUUCUUUCUCCCCCUUCCAUUUAAGCUGUUUUUUUUUUUUUUUUUUGCAUUGUCCAGGUACAGUUUACUAAAGCUGGUGGUGAUGUUACUUUCAAAGGCCUUGAAAAUAAUUUUUCCACAUAGAAAAAAGAAAGCAGGUGUUUCCACAAGAAGACAUUCUUCCCGUGAUCAAACUCACAAUAAACCUUGCAGGUGAUCACACACAAACGCGAUGUGAAAGUUGUCUUUACCAAAGUGUCGUCUCACCCGUUUGUCAGUCGAACAUCCCCGCAGCCGUUCUCAUUUUGCUGGUUAUUGACGGACAUUUCUCCUCGUCUGUAUGUUUGUCAGGUUGUCCUGAAUGCAUUCUGUGAGGUGCUAGGUGUUUUGUGUAAGAAUCUUUUUUUUUUUUAAGUUGUCAAUUAUGUAUUUAUUUAAACUGAUUGUGAAACAUGUUUUUUGUGAUUAUUUGAAGGAGAGCUUUAGAAGUAAUUGCUGAACAUUUUUGUCGUAUGGUGGAUGAGGGACUGAACACUGACCUGUUACUGGAUUCUUCUUUUAUUUUAUUGUUUUCUUCCAACUUCUAUCUUUUUUUCCUCCCAUGUUUGAAUGAGUGAGUCCUCACAGUUGCAUUUUUGAUUCUUGUUCCACAACACAGCAGAAAAGUCACUAAAAUCUUCCAUUUGAGGGAUGUCACGGAGUGAAAAACUUGAAGACCCCCCUUCUCUACCACUCCCUAGCAAAUGUACAUUUUAUUUUGAAAGAGUAUUCCCUUCCUUCCUUCUUUCUUUGUUACCAGCAAACACUUAACAAAUGGGUCCGUACAUUUAAACACGUGUCUUUGCCGCUGGUUAGUUGUUUUUCUGUAAGCAAGACACAUUUUCAACUCUGCACUAAAAAUUUGGCUCCGAUGUUGGGAUACUUGUCAUUUUUUUGAGGGGGGGUGAAGGGAAGAGUGCAAACUUUUUUUUUUUUUUUUUUGACUGUACAGAUUGUCAGAUUUUCCUUCUUUUUUUUAAGAAUAUAAGCAUUAAUUACAUUGAAUUUAGGAGCUACAGUAUGUGAAUGGAAGUGAAGUUGGAGAUAACUGACGGUUGCUUUUCCAGUGUAAAAUUAUAAUAAAAUGAAAUGAUCUUAACUCACUGUGCGGUUUGCUUUCCAACCAAUGUUCGGACAGGAAGUUGCAAGUAGACAAAAUCUGUCAAAGAAGUACCCAAUCGUUGACGUUUAUCCUUUUAGGAUUUUUUUUUUCACCAGUAUAGGCAGAGGCCUGUUUAUUUAUUUUUUUAAAUUAAUUUAUUUAUUUGAUAAAACUGUCUUAAAUGUAUGUUGAGUCAAGUCAGUUUUCACCUACUACAUGUUUGGGUCUAAUAUACAAAAAAAUUCUCUCUUCAUU